UUUACACAAAAUGAAAUGAAAAUGGCCGACUGAGUAUAGAAGCGGCUUGCUGUCAAAAUAUUAAAAAUAAAUUAUAACGCAUUAGAGCAACUUUUAUGUAAUUAGACGAUCCUAAUGCCACUUUUAAUCGUAUUGACCGGAUGAAUUCAGUCAUCUUCACUUCGAAUGCUCCAAAAUUGGACUCGCAAAGGUCAUUUACACCUUUGCCAACUCGCUUCGUGUCUGCGUUCUGAGGCACCAGCGGACGGUCGGGAAGCGCUCAAGAAACCGCCGGGAUGAGUGAGGACGGCAGCGAGGGCUCGGCGACACCGCCGAGGCCGCAACGGCGCAUCAAGAAAGUGAUGGUGCUAUCAUCCGCCUCAGAGUCCGACAGUGACGAGAGCGAUGGCCCGACGCGGACCCGCAAGAGGCGCCUACGGGUGGUGAGUGAGGAUGAGGGCGCCAGCAGCAGCGGGAGCUCUGUAGGCGCGCGCCGGCGCCGCGCGCUGCCUCAACUCCGCGACUCGGACGCCGACAGCGAUGGCUCAGUCGGCCCGGCCCCCUCCGCCCCUCCCAAGCCCGCCUCAGGCUUCGCCUCCGACAGCUCUGAGGGCAACUCAGACAAAUGCUCCAUCUGUCUCAUGAGAUUUACAGAACAAGAAGUGGGCACACCUGCGAACUGCGAGCACAUAUUCUGUUUAGACUGCAUCACAGAAUGGUCCAAGAAUGUAAACACUUGUCCAGUGGAUCGUAUCACGUUUGAUUCUAUAGUAGUGAGGACAUGUGCAGGUGGACGGGUGUUGCGUUCGGACCCUGUCCAGGUCACGGACCGCCGCCCCUCGGUGGAGAUGCUUGUCAUUGAGGACCCAACCGUUUGUGAGAUCUGUGGCAGUAUGGAGAAUGAAGACUCAAUGCUGCUGUGUGAUGGCUGUGACCUGGGUUUCCACAUGCACUGUCUCACACCUCCACUACUUGAAAUCCCUAUAGACCAAUGGCACUGUGCAAGCUGCAUCAGCCGCGGUCUGCACAAUAUUGGAAGCUUGGAAGACAUUAUAUAUCUCUCGGAGGUGGAUGAUCUCUUCACUGGCAUUGCUGAUAUGGAGCUCCCGCAGGGCCCGCGCGCUGUGCCUCUCAGACAGCCUAGGGAAGUUAGAAGGUCUUCAAGAAACCAAUCGACGGACGAGCCGUCAACGUCCUCGGGGCGCCGCGGCGCGCCGUCGGACUCGGGCGGCGCGCGCCGCGCCCGCGCCCCGCCCCGGCGGCGCCGCAAGCCCGCCCGGAGAAGAACCAACACUGUCAUCAUCGAGUAUGAGAUUGAGGAGAACGGGAAAUUCCCUAUUACGAGACGGGUGAAGAGGACUGUUAGGAAACGAAAGAUCCGCAAGCGGCGGCCGCGCACCGCCGCGCGCCGCACGCUGGUGCGACAGUCCGUGCGCGCGCAGCUGGCCGCCCUCGCCGCGCCACACCCCGCCCCCGUCACCGCCAGCGCCGGGGUCACCGACCUCCACGUCAGACGAGCCCGGGCUGGGAUCCCAACCCUGAAUCUGUUUGGAUCCGAGAGGGAUUUGGAGUAUUUCUCGGAUGAAGAUGUCGCGUCGGAGGGUGCUUCGACAGUGGCGAGAGCUGUGCGGCCUAAUGCGGCCGUCUUCAGUGCUUAUAGACAGGCCCGUCGUAAGAUGGUGUCGGUCCCAUCCCCCCCUCACGCCGCAGCGGCACCCGACCUAUUGUCCGACAUAUUGGAAAGCCAGACUCUACUGCACUCCAAGCGUUCUGUAGUAUCCGUCACGGUGGAUGGCCAGUUCAGCGUCAAACUGCGCGGCGAAGGCAGAGUGGAUGUUACGGCACCCGACCUGCUGUCCGACAUAUUGGAAAGCCAGACUCUACUGCACUCCAAGCGUUCUGUAGUAUCCGUCACGGUGGAUGGCCAGUUCAGCGUCAAACUGCGCGGCGAAGCGGCACCCGACCUGCUGUCCGACAUAUUGGAAAGCCAGACUCUACUGCACUCCAAGCGUUCUGUAGUAUCCGUCACGGUGGAUGGCCAGUUCAGCGUCAAACUGCGCGGCGAAGCGGCACCCGACCUGCUGUCCGACAUAUUGGAAAGCCAGACUCUACUGCACUCCAAGCGUUCUGUGGUGUCCGUCACGGUGGAUGGCCAGUUCAGCGUCAAACUGCGCGGCGAAGCGGCACCCGACCUGCUGUCCGACAUAUUGGAGAGCCAGACGCUACUGCACUCCAAGCGUUCUGUGGUGUCCGUCACGGUGGAUGGCCAGUUCAGCGUCAAACUGCGCGGCGAAGCGGCACCCGACCUGCUGUCCGACAUAUUGGAGAGCCAGACGCUACUGCACUCCAAGCGUUCUGUGGUGUCCGUCACGGUGGAUGGCCAGUUCAGCGUCAAACUGCGCGGCGAAGGCAGAGUGGAUGUUACCAAGGCGUCCGACCCGCCGGUGCGUUCUGCGCCCGCGCACGGGCAGCGCGGCGGUUGGGGCGGCGGCUACAGCGGCAACUACCAUCGCGAGCAGAGCGCUAAUAACUUUGGUCGGGGAAUAAGCUUCGACGGGCGGUCUGUCGACAGGUACUCGUACGGCCCCAACGGCGGCGAGAGCAAUUAUCCAAACCGCGGGAACUACGGCGGCGCGCGGCGGGAGGAGGAGUGGGGCGGGGCCCCGCGCCGCGGCCACGCCCCCUGCCCGCCCGGCCCCGCCCCCGGCCCGCCCGGCCCCGCCCCCUGCGCCAGGCCCCGCCGCCUCGAGCCCCGCCACCACGCGCCGCCACACAGAUUAGACAACCGACACAGCCUCGGGCCCGCCUGGCCGCGGGCGCGGCCCGAAGCCCCGGGGCCCCAUCGGCACUCGUUCGGGGGCUUCGACAACCCCCUCGACAUGCGCGUGGCCCCACACCCUAACCCCGGACCCGCACAGGAUCGCCCCUUCAGACCCCUGCCCGAACCCCCCGUUUUCGCCUUCGACAAACUACCUGAAGAAAAAUCAGAGGACGGAAGCGACUCGAGCCUAGUAAUCGACACAGAGAAAUAUGAUCCGACCGAACCGACCCAUGACGAUGAUGAGGAGGAGGAACCGCCUCAGACAUCAGCACCAGUCUUCGGUCCCUUACCGGCCCCGCCGGUACCCCCAAAAAUCGAUUCACCCCCCAAAUCCCCAGAAAUCACACCCCCGCCUACCCCUAUCACUUCAGUACCACCCCUUCCCCCCGCUCCGCCCCUCCCGGCCGGUUUACUAGAUACAGCCGUCAGACAAGUCUUACAGGAGCACAGAGCGCUCAUGGAACCGCCGCAGAACAACUCCGAUGACGAUUCCGAUGGAGAUUGCCCCAACUUCUCUAUUUAUUCCGCCACGAGCGUACAUAUAGCGAGUGCGGGCUCUCUGGCGCCCCCUACGAUGCGAACUAAACCCGAUCUCGACAUGACUGAUUUAGUGCAAGAAGAUGACGAACCUCUUAAAUCUCCUGAAGAAGAAAUCAAAACUCCCGAACCGACUCCGACUAAAAAAGACGAGUACAAGGAAAAGGUUUCCAAACGCUGCCCCAUAACGCCCAACACUCGGGACCCGAUCAAAAUUAAACUGAACACUCCCUCGCUUAUAAAACGUGUUAGUCUUUAUGAUGAUGAGGUAGCGGAACAAACUGAGGAACCCAGUACGGAGGACCCCGAAGCUCCUGAACCGACAAGUGAUGAAGUUAAGACUUCAGAAGAGCCCCCGGAAGAUGACAAAGAUAGUGAUAAAACGCCGAUGGUAACUGAUGAAAACAAAGAAGAUGAUAACGAGGAAAAAGAUGAUAAAGAGGACAAAGGAGAAGACAACGAGGACAAACAAGAAGAGGAAGAAAACGCCGAUGAAGCUAAAGUCAGAAGUCCAUCGCCAAGAGAAGAUAGGACGCCAGAAAGGCCAGCGGAAGACCUAGAAGAAGGGGAAAGACAAAACGGAACCGCCACUCCUACUACGGAGCGUUCACCUACUCCACAUUCUCCGCGCUCUGAUGAUGGAACGGAGAAGGAGUUGGCCGCUAUAGCUGACGGCGAAAACACGGAAGCUCCAGAAAAAAUGACCGAGUCUAUUAGUGAAACGGAAGACGAACGCUCAUACACGCCAUGUUUAGACGAGAAUCAGAGCAAGGAUGACUUGAGACUAGAGGGCGAGGCGCUCGGCACAGAAAUGAUCUCCGAAGACGAAGCUAACGGCGUGUUCAGUGACGCCGCCGGCUCCCCGACCCCCGAGCCGGACGGCAAGAAAAAGAAACGCAAAGAAGGCAAGAAAGAUGGAAAGACUAAGAGUAAAGGGAAGAAAGAUAUAGCGUUCAGAAAGUUGAGCAAAGCGGGCCGCGAGCGCAGCUAUAGGGAUAAAGACAGGCGCCGGCGCUCGGCGUCCGCGUCCCCGCGGCGGGCGGCCUCCGAGCGACGCAGGCGCGAGAAACGCAAGGAUUUAGAGAGAUACGAUGUUCGGUCAGUCGUCACGGAGAAGAGGAAGAAACAGAAGGAUCCGUUCGGAAGGGACGUGUCCCCGGCGCGUUCCGCGUCGCAUUCCCCGCAGCCGGAACGCAGGUCCUUAUCGCGCCCGCGGAGGUCGCUGUCGCGGCCGCGCAGGUCUUUAUCGCGCGUCCGCCGAUCGCUGUCACGCGUGAGGCGAUCGUUAUCCCGGCCGCGCCGGUCGCUGUCGCGCGCCAAACGCUCCAUAUCGCGGCGGUUAACACCUAGUCCGCGAAUUCGCCGGGCGAGUUUACGCUCUCUCACCCCGUUGUCGCCGCGCGGGUCACCUCCGCGACGCUCUGUAUCGCCACGCCGAGUUCGCAAGCGCCGCAAGUCGCCGUCACCGCGGCGAAGGGUGUCUCCUCGUAGACGGGAACCGUCGCCCGUUCGCGCUCGCAAGCGAAGACGCUCCGCCAGUCCUAAGAAGGCCGGUAAAAAGAAAAAGCGCGCCCGUUCGCCCCCGGCGGCUGCGCCCCGUCGCCGCGAAGAACUGCGACGCAAAUCGCCCAAGCGUAAAAAGAAGAGACGCAGCCGUAGUCGCUCGCCGGAGCUAUCGCCCGGCCCGCCGGCCGGCUGGUCGCCUCUGUCGGUCGAUUCGCGACUACUGUCGCCGCGCACGCCCCCGCCGGACGCGUCGCCGGCGAAACGGCUCGGCAAACGCAAGCGCAAAGAACCGCGCCGCCGCGAACGCAUCAAACACAAGCGCGGCAAAGACCAGCCCGCGCCCAGCAAGGAAGUGUUCACAUCCGGGGACAAUAUCCUCGUCAGCGUUAGUUUCGCCGAGCAGCAGAAGACGGCCGGGCCGGCGGAGAGACGGAAGCAUCGCGAGGCGCGGCGCGAGAAACGCAAGCGUCGGCGAAUAGCGCCAGCCGAGGAUACCGCCAAACCUGUGGCUAUCAUCGAUUUAGAACGCUCGCCGUUCCGCGAGCUCACUCCCUCCCCUAAAAACGUGAUCGUACUCAGCGAUAGCGACCACGGCGAGAAGGAACCGGCGGUUCAAAAAGAGCCGGAGCCCGCUCCCGCGGCGCCUGCUUUCGUUUUAGGCGCCGUCGGGCCUAAGACGCCGCCCGAGCCGGCCGCGCAACCGGCCCCCGCCCCCGUUAAGUUCAGCCUCGCGGCUAAGCCCGGGGCGGCGCCUCGAGCAGCUAACCCGCUUCGAGAAGACGAGGAGCCGGCGCCAGCUGAAGUCGAAAACGGUCCAAACACACCUCCCGAACCCCCCGACUCGCCGGACGCCUACGAUCCGUUCGAGCCGACCCGGUCGGCGUCGGCGUCGCCGGCGCGAGCGGCGUCGCCCGCGGCGGCCGAGCCGUCGCCGGAGCGGCCCAGCAUGACGCUGGAGGCGGCGCAGCGGACCAACCUGUCGGCGGACGAGGUCAUCGCGAGAAGGCCGCUGUCGCCUAUCGAGAAGGUGAUGGCGCUCCUCCAAUCGACGCGCGACGAGUCCCCGGAGCCAGUUCCAGCUUCCGGCCCCCACCUCCCCGCGCCCGCCACGCCCGCGCCCACCCCCGCGCCCGCCCCGCCCGCGCCCCGCAUCCUCCUCCCCGAGCCCACGCGCGCGCAACCCAAACUCUUCCUCGCCAAACCCUCCCCCAUCAAGUCCAACCCGAUCAAGCCCAUGCAGGCCACGAAGAUAUCCAUGCUGCCCCUGCCGAGGCGCGACGGCGACUCGCCCUACUCGCCGGGCUCGAGCGACUUCGGGGACCUGUUCUCGCCGCCGCCGGCGGGGAGGCGCGACGCGUUCGACACGCUGUUCGGAGCGAGGCCGAUUAAACGCAAGGACAAGUCGCACGCCAAGGUGCCGGUGAAAUUUAACAGGAAAAAGGGGAAAGGCAACAAGACGCAAGUGGGUGUCAAGAUAGACGAUGACAACCUGAAGAUACUGGACGAGCUGCCCAGCUCGGCUGUCGAGAUGCAGGUUAAGAGCAAGUUCUUGAAGAAACUCAAUCGACAAGAACGCGUAGUGGAGGAAGUUAAACUCGUGCUGAAGCCACACUACACACGCAAGCGCGUGUCCAAGGAGGAGUACAAGGACAUUCUGCGCCGCGCCGUACCCAAGAUCUGCCACAACAAGACGGGCGAGAUCAACCCCGCGAAGAUCCAAGCCCUAGUUGAGGCGUACGUGAAGAAGGCGCGCAAAAAGCACAAGCUCGGCCUGGCGUAACCUCCCCCUUAUAGUUAAGCUAUUUAUACUUAAAUGAAGUAUGAGUGAAGUGAUCAUGUACUAGAUGAAUUCCUUAUUUAACAUAGUUUGCGAUAGAUAUAUUUCUUCACCUGUCGGAUAAUAUUGAAUGAUCGUUAAUUUAAUAAUAAAAUAUAUUUUAGUUGGAUGGAGUAUUACUAUUUGAUAGUGCGAGCUCCGUUGGCAGCGCGCGCCAUAUACAUAAUGUAAAUAAUAUGUACAUAUUUAAUUGGAGUGAAAUGACUAUUUUAUUUACCGACCCGAUAUCGCACGCUGUAGAUACCUCGUAGACAUUACUAGUGUAAGCUUAGCUGUGAAUGCGAUGUGAGCGCCGUGGCCUGGCUCGAGUCUGGCCUGAGUUGGCCCGAGUCUGGCUCGAGUUGGCCCGAGUCUGGCUCGAGCUGGCCUGACUCGGCUCGAGCCAGCCACGGCCUCGGCGUAGCUAAAUUCAUGAUCAUGGUUUUGUGGUGUAGUUUAUAAUGAUUUGAAUAAAUAAAAGAUCGAUUUAAAAUAACCAAAA
Cydia amplana is the source of this 7161-nucleotide messenger RNA. Its product is annotated as PHD and RING finger domain-containing protein 1-like. Bases 276 to 6623 code for a protein of 2115 amino acids. The transcript has 19 exons. The record is from RefSeq and is a predicted model, not a curated record. NCBI's taxonomy places the organism in Eukaryota, Metazoa, Arthropoda, Insecta, Lepidoptera, Tortricidae.